Messenger RNA from Linum trigynum, 393 nucleotides. The record is from the annotation of a GenBank genome assembly. NCBI's taxonomy places the organism in Eukaryota, Viridiplantae, Streptophyta, Magnoliopsida, Malpighiales, Linaceae.
AUGAGCAGCUCCGGUGCUGCAGGGCAAUCGUCAAAACCUGCAAAGGCUGGUCCCUCACAGCCUUCCGAAACCUCUACUAAGAGGAAACGAGGAAUGUUUCAGAAAGAUUUACAGCACAUGAUGUAUGGGUUUGGAGAUGAUCCUAACCCAAUUCCUGAAAGUGUGGCACUUGUAGAAGACAUUGUUGUAGAGUAUGUCACUGACAUGGUACAUAAAGCACAAGAUAUAGGAUCCAAGAGAGGCAAAAUAUCAGUGGAGGAUUUCCUCUACUUGAUCCGCAAGGACAUGCCAAAGCUCAACCGGUGUACAGAACUGCUAUCCAUGCAAGAAGAGCUGAAGCAAGCUAGGAAAGCUUUUGACGUGGAUGAGGACAAACUGGCUUCACUGGAGUGA